This is a messenger RNA of Platichthys flesus (European flounder), 5461 nucleotides long. RefSeq names its product ecotropic viral integration site 5 like (gene evi5l). The record is from RefSeq and is a predicted model, not a curated record. Lineage: Eukaryota; Metazoa; Chordata; Actinopteri; Pleuronectiformes; Pleuronectidae. The transcript has 19 exons. The coding region runs from base 92 to 2662 and encodes 856 amino acids.
CACGUGACAGCAAGGUUUGCUGAGGAGGGAGACCAACAGUGAGACCCUUUUACCACGCCCGCUUCACCUGUUCCACUCCAUCAUCACUGCCAUGUCCUUACCUAGUGGCAGCCCAGAACGAGAAGGCCCAGUUGGGGCUCUCCCUCAGCUAGAGUGCCCUUCUUCCCCUCCCGGCAUGGACCCAGACCCUUUAUCCACAGGCAGCCCUGUGCUCAGCCCAGACUCCUCUUCCCACGAUGCAGCACUGUCAGCGCCAGCAGCCUCUCCGGCAGACUCGGAGAACCUGAGUCCUGAUGAACUGGAGCUGCUGGCCAAACUGGAGGAACAGAACAGGUUACUGGAGGCUGAUUCCAAGUCCAUGCGGUCGAUGAGCGGCUCCAGGCGCAACAGUGGCUCCUCCCUGGUUUCCAGCUCCUCAGCCUCCUCCAACCUGUCGCACCUGGAGGAGGAUACCUGGAUCCUGUGGGGUCGCAUUGUCAACGAGUGGGAGGAGUGGAGACGCAAGAAGGACAAACUACUGAAGGAGUUAAUCAGGAAGGGCAUCCCUCAUCAUUUCCGGGCCAUAGUCUGGCAGCUGCUAGGCAACGCCACUGACAUGCCGGUGAAGAACCAGUACUCUGAACUGCUAAAGAUGUCCUCCCCCUGCGAGAAGCUCAUCCGUAGGGACAUUGCCCGCACCUACCCCGAGCAUGAGUUCUUCAAAGGCCAGGACAGCCUGGGGCAGGAAGUCCUCUUCAAUGUCAUGAAGGCAUAUUCUCUGGUGGAUCGAGAGGUGGGCUACUGCCAAGGCAGUGCAUUCAUCGUAGGCUUGCUCCUAAUGCAGAUGCCUGAGGAGGAGGCCUUUUGUGUCUUUGUGCGUCUGAUGCAAGAGUACCGUCUGAGGGAACUGUUCAAGCCCACUAUGGCGGAGCUCGGCCUCUGCAUCUACCAGUUUGAAUAUCUGCUGCAGGAGCAACUUCCAGAGCUGAACGUCCAUUUCCGGUCCCAGAGUUUCCACACAUCUAUGUACGCAUCAUCCUGGUUCCUCACCCUUUUCCUCACCUUCCUCCCUCUGCCUGUCGCCACUCGCAUCUUUGAUAUUUUCAUGUAUGAGGGUCUAGAGAUUAUCUUCCGUGUGGGCCUGGCCAUCCUGCAGUACAACCAGACUGACCUCAUUCAGCUGGACAUGGAGGGCAUGUCACAGCAUUUCCAGAAGGUGAUCCCCCACCAGUUUGACAGCUGCACCGACAAACUGAUCCUCAGGGCCUACCAGGUCAAAUAUAACCCCAAGAGGAUGAAGAAACUAGAGAAAGAAUACACAACAAUCAAGAACAAAGAGAUGGAGGAGCAGAUUGAGAUCAAGAGAUUACGCACAGAAAACCGGCUGCUGAAGCAGAGGAUUGAGACACUGGAGAAGGAGAGCGCUGCUCUGGCAGACAGACUGAUUCAGGGUCAGGUGACGAGGGCACAGGAAGCAGAGGAGAACUACGUGAUCAAGCGUGAGCUGGCAGUGGUGAGGCAGCAGUGCAACACGGCCAACGAGAGCCUGGAGAAAGCGCAGGACACCAUCAGAGAGCUUCAGCAACAGAAGUACACAGAGCAGUUUGUGAGCAGCUUGCAGACCCAGCUGGAGCAGUCCAGACUACGAGAGGCCGAACUGCUCGGAGCGAUGAAGGAGAUGCAAGACAAGGUGCUUGACCUGGAGAAGAGGAGCAGUUGCCUGCCUGAUGAGAACAACGUGGCAGCUCUGCAGGAGGAGGUGAAGCAGCUGAAGUUGAGGGAGCUGGAGACGCUGCGCUCCUUCAAAGAGAUGCAGGACAACGUCACUGAGCUGAACCAGCGCUGGCAGCAUCACAUGUCCCGUGGCAGUAGCACAGGUGGCGGUGGUGGCCACUGGAAGGAAUCCCCAAAGAAGAACGCCAUGAACGAACUGCAGGACAAACUGAUGACGGUCAGACUGAGGGAGGCGCAGGCCCAGGCUGAGCUCCGAGAGGUCAAACUAAAAUCCCUGCAGCAGGAGAGCCAGAACCAAAUCCACAGCAAGCUGAUUGGUCGCAAUGAGCAGGAACGCUCCGCACUGCAGGACCGGCUCCAGAUGCUAGCCAAUCAGAACAAAGCUCUCCAGGCCCAACUCAACGAGAUGAAAAGGAAGCAGGCCGAGUUCGACUGCAAGAGUAAAGAGGAGGUGAUGGCGGUGCGACUGAGGGAAGCAGACAGUAUGGCUGCCAUGGCUGAACUCCGGCAGAAAAUCUCUGAGCUUGAGAUACAGAAGGAGGAAGGGCUGAUCCAGGGCCAGCUGAACCACUCCGACUCCAGACAGUACAUCACCCAGCUCCGGGACCAGAUUUCUGAGCUCAAGAACGAGAUCAGACAACUGCGAGGGCAAAGGUUGGCUCCCGGCUCUGGCAUCAGUAGCGGAGGCCUAGGCACCAACUACCAGGAUCUUUGCCUGGCCAGCCCCGCCUCUGCCGAGGGGGACUACCUGAGCUCAGACGACGACCUCCUCCCCAGCCCGCUGCCUCCCAACGCUCUCUACCCCACCCUGUCCGGUCCGUGUCACCCAUCGGACCGCCUCGACAGCGAGGGCAGCACGGACAGCGAGGCGGAGGAGCGUAUGCGGACACACCCGGACCCACAGCAGCUGUACGGCAGCAUGGUGUGCGCAGAGGGGCUGGAUAAUUGAACAUCUGGAGGGGGUGCGAAGAUUCCUAUGGGAUUUCUUUGACCUAAAGAGACGCUGGGGCUCUAUAGGACAGGACUGCCUCUGUACACCAGAACUGUUCUAUCCAAUCCAGUCCUCCUCCGCAGCUUUUCCAGUGUUUAUCUUUUACUUAAUGCAGACAUAAUGGCAUUGAUCAGACCUCGGUUGGUGGUCACUACCUGUAGUCUCCAUUCCUGUGACUGCUCCCCCCCCCUGUUCCCCCCACUGGAACUAACCCUGUCCAACGAGGGUGUAUAUAGCCUCUCUCCUUGUUCCUAUGUGUAACUGUUUUCUUGCCAUAUCCAUCCAAACACAAAUGUACACAAAAAAAACUCUGGACUAACAAGACUGAUGCUGCUCGCUGCUUGAGAUCAACACCGGGACCUGGUCCUGUGACCAUGACGAGGAAUGAAUCACGGGUAGACAGAUAGAACUUGUCUCUUUCCCUGUAAACUGAAGAACAGACACUGUAUCCUCUGUCUACCCUUAUAUAACUAUCUCUGUCCUGAAUGGUUCAGUAUUACAUCCAUCUUAAUUGUUUCCCCAUAUUGUGGCUUUAGAAAGACACACAUCCAUCUUCACUGCCUUCAUAAAAACAAUCUGCCAUCAAUUCACAAAAGAAAAAUGGCGACGAGAAGUGAAGGUACAGUGUAUGAACACAUCAAACUGUGGGGUUAUCACAAGGUGGCAUAUACAACAUAUGUGUCUGUGGCAACAAGAAGGCAAGCGAGUUCAUACGAAAUUUCAUAUUCAUCAUAAACCACAAAAAAGGAAGGAAGAUACCCAAUGUUGCCAAAUCUUUUGUUUUUGAAUUAUUUAUAUGUUGUAAUUUAUUUUAAUAUUUUUUUAUUUUUUAUAUAUCUAAAUGAAUCUAGGAGCGUAGAGAUGACCUACAGAGGCCAAACUUUCUACAACAUCCUUUGUGCCAACUACUACAGUUCUACUGUGACACCGAGUGUUUCUGAGAUGGGAAAAGUGCUGCUAUGAUUUUACAUUUAGCUUCUUCCAUUUUCUUUUUAUCACUUCAUCUUAAUCUGUGUGAGCAGUCUAAUGUGUUAUCUCCCCAGAGCUUCAGUAUUUAUCCAUCAAAACCAAUAACUCUCGUUGCAUCUGUGUGAGCUAGAGUGGAACAUUUUGGGAAAUAAGUUAAUUUACUGUCUGAAAGAUAAGAGAGCUGCAGGGAUAGACGGUCAUUUCUAUAACUUACACUAAGUAAGUUGUAAGUAAGUUAGUAGUCCAGCAAAUCACCACCACUACCACACAUUUCAUUACACCCCAAUUUGUUUGUAAACCUCAAUUUGCCCACAUCAUUCCAGACAAAGUGAGGCAGCUUUUCAUUUUUAUAUUUUAAUUAACUAAUCACUAAAUAACUAUUGAGCAUUAGUUAGCUGCCCCCCCGAUUAUAUUCUCUUAAUAUUAUGAACUUAUUCUUGAAAUCUCCUCUUUCAGUGGCUCUAAAACUUGUUGUAAUAGACAGACUUGAGUGUUAAGAAUCAUUGUAUUUCCCAAAAUGUGAGACUAUACUGUCCCACAGAAACAAAAAGAAUAAUGCAGGUAUCUGUGCUGAUGUGGAAUCACCAGCUCAUGCGCUCAUAUCACUUUGGGACAGCUAACUGAAACCUGCAGCAUGUGGACCAAUGAAAGCGGAGAGAGUCGAUCAUAUUGUAACGGUGCCAAACAAAAAGGCUGACAUCAUGACUGGAGAGUGUGUGGGUGGAAAAUAUUUUACAUAUCAAACAGUAAUAUAUUCUGUGUAGGGGGGAAAAGGAUGUAAAAUGUAUGGAGAAAUAUUUGAUAUGCGGUGUGACAGGAAGAAAAGUAUAUAGAUGAUAUUUAAAGCUGUAUCACUGUCAGUCAAGUCAGAUUGUGAGGAGAAGGGUCUGACAGGAAGUUGUAUGAAGAACAACGAUCUCUGCUCUUUGCACAGCGGAGAGAGAAACUCGGCUCUGGACAUUCAGCAGUGAGAUGUGGUGCAGACUUGUGGUGGGAUCAUUUCUUUACUUUACGUACGGACCUGAACGUUUGCUUCAUUCAGAGUUGAACCAUCCUGACUUCGUACUGUGUUUUCAUCGGACUGACGAUUUUCCCUAGAUUCUCUUCAGGUCCACUUCAUGCUUCACUAUGCAGCAGUAAAGAACGAACAGUGGAGCAGAGGAUUAAUGCAAUCCUCUCUGAAACGAGGAAAUAGGAUCUUCCAGUAAUGGACAUUAAAAAAGUAAAGAGGAUGUUCGUUUGCCCACCAUUAUGUUGCAAAUAACAGCCUUUUAGUGGUCAUUGGUGGGUGUAGCAGCUGAAAUCUCUGCACUGGAAUCAGUGUUUGGGUAUCAUCAGACCAUAUCAUUAUAUGUGUUGUAUUCAUCAUUUCACUUCAGUUCUUAAGAGUUGUUGGUAUGUACAGAACAAGAUUUAGGCCGUUAAAUCGUUUACUUUGGCUGAAAAAGUUGUAAUCCUGCACAUUUGUACCCAUUUGUGAUUAUAUCUUUUCCCCAGCAACAUCUAUCCAGUGUGGGUACAUUUUGUCUACUACUCGUACUAGCAAGAUUCAAAAGGUUAACAGAAAAUAUACUGGGUCUGAUGCGGAGGACACAAGUCAGGCAUGUUCUUCACUGUAGCUGGGUUUGCAUCCACGUGUUUGAACAUGAGCAAGUUAAAAAUCGAAUCACCUUCAGUGGAAAGAUCUCUCAAAUUCGUUUUUGACUGAGUUGGGAAUGUUUGCGUGUAGAUUAACACAAAGUGUGACCAAGUGUGAUGGAAACAGUGAAUAAAUCAUGAUAUACGUAU